Molecule: messenger RNA, 2667 nt
Organism: Varroa destructor (honeybee mite)
Lineage: Eukaryota; Metazoa; Arthropoda; Arachnida; Mesostigmata; Varroidae
Biological process (GO): regulation of transcription by RNA polymerase II
Molecular function (GO): RNA polymerase II transcription regulatory region sequence-specific DNA binding; DNA-binding transcription factor activity, RNA polymerase II-specific
Source: RefSeq, a predicted model, not a curated record
AUGCUUCGGACCUCACAGAUGGAGCUUUGAAUCCGUUAGUCCUUAGCAAAUCGCUGCCCGAUGAUGAGGUCUGUUACGUGCUGAAUGGAGAGUUUCGGACAACAAGUGCGUUAUACGUUAUCCUCAUCAACUGGUACCGUAAAAGAAAGCAACAACUAGUGUGUUCGAUGCUGAAACGGACAAACCCAUUCUCUCGACUACCCUAACUACAAUAGCUUUACGAGAAACUAGAACAAUGUGCUGUGGCUAACGUUCCGUUAGCGUAUAUGUGCGAAAGCAGACGAUAGUAGAAUGUUGUAUAUGGCAGUGUGUUUUGGUCGUUAAAACUAAAUGAGGACCGUCGUAUAGAGUGAUUUAGGCUGGCAUCCGUCAAGACUAUCAGUAGUGUUUUCUGUGAAUGUUCGUAGGUUUGACACUAAUGGCUUUUGCGAAGUGUCGAAGUGUGGAUGAUUUGAAGACUGCUCAGUGUUAAGUGCCCGCUGCUUCGGCGUCUAGGAGGCUUUAAUCAACAUUUAAGUGUUAGUCAAAGCGUUCAAUAACCGCUGAAGAUCCUAGCUAUUUGUUGCGAUGAUGGUACAUUCAGGAGACAAUCCGCCUAGACCAAUCGUAGACGAGGUGAAAAAGGUUGCUAAUCGACGACCUUGGGAGGAUAACGCCGAUGUUAUGGUCGCCUCCGUGAGUGCUCUGAUACGUCCCGCUACGGUUCUUAACGACGAAGUGGAAGUUGAGUGCAGAAGUGACGGAACUUCCAGUUGUCCUAAGGGCACACCUGAAACCGGAUGCUUUAUCGAGUCAGAUCGUUGCGGUUCGGGAUCUCCAACAAGCCAAGACUUCGGCCUACUACAGGAUAACCGAGAGCUGCGCGACUAUCCUCGAAGAAAACAAAGACGCUACAGGACAACGUUUACAAGUUUCCAGCUUGAAGAACUAGAAAAGGCGUUUGCUAGAACACACUACCCUGACGUAUUCACAAGGGAGGAGCUGGCGAUGCGUGUAGACCUCACCGAAGCUCGAGUUCAGGUCUGGUUCCAGAAUCGCCGAGCCAAAUGGCGAAAACAGGAGAAAUCAUCUGGAAGCAGGUCCUCACCUCCGUCAGUUGCGGCAAACGAUUUCCCAUUGGCUCAAAGCUUAGCGCCAACAAGGCCGAGUGUGCCGGCAACCCCCGUAUUCACAAGACCAUCCUUUCAUCAUCAGCUUUCAUCGACCGCUGGAGCCCAACCUGGGGUACCUGUUUCGGAUUCUAGCCUGCCUAAUAUAGCAGGCAAACUUAGCGGUCACGGAGUCUCUACACUGACAGCAGCCUCGAGUGAUCGGAAGCCUGAGAAACAGAAUCAAUUAACAUUUCGGCCGUAUCUUCAGACAACACCCAUUACCGCUAUGACAAUUCCGGCCGGCAUGACAAUCCCACCGACUGUGUCUCCGAUGUCUUCCGUAUCGGGAAUCCCUGCGAUUUCGGUGCCUUCAGCUAUGCCAACGCUGCUGCCAUCUACCUCUAUAUUGUCUAGUCUUUCUACUGUAUAUUCUGGCCUCAAUGGUCUUCCAGGCCUUCACUCAGCGUUUAAUCCGUUCUUACCUCCGACACUACCUACUCUUUAUACCAAUUCAGGUCUACAAUCGUGGCUUCAGGCCAUGCAGGCAACUACGGCAUUUCCUAUAUCUGCAACAAGAACAAUAAAAAGUCCUCGUCAAAACUCGUCACCGCCUACCAACAUUCAAAAGUCGGAAAACUUACGGAGAGACCUGGAAACGGAAAAUGACGCCAAAGAGGCAAAAAAUACGUUAGCGUCACGUGAUAGCCGAUCUUCAAGUCCUCUACAAGUUGAUCUAGAAGAAGAUGGUUCUAGUCAAAAUGCUACAGGAACACGAUGCUCCGAGGGGGUUACAGAGCUACCAACCACCACGAAGCCCUAGAGCAGUUAGCUGACUCACACUAGUACUAGAAAUUAUGCAGAAUUGCUCCUCAAUACUAGGCAAUUAGUAAUUUAACUAGCGACAAGCGAUAUUUUAACGUGAUGCAUCUUAACUAUUCACACAAAUAGGAAACUCAUAGUGCAGAAAAUUCGAAUCCGCAAGUUCUGUAAAUAACUGGUGCCAAACAAUCGUUAGAACAUUUUCUGCUAGUCAGACCGUUCACAAUGUAAACAGACAUUCGGUAUAGCUAACAAUUUCUGAAGGAACAGGUCCAGAUAUUUAGCCAUGCCCUCCUAUGGCGAUACCAUGGCUUUGGAAGUUCUACGUGUUCUUCGGGUAUGGUUGGAGGGAACACAUUGCUUUUGUUUUCUUAUCGCGUACCGACGAGGAGAAAAACUUCUUGGAAGUUGUUAUGUUUGCCCAAUUUAAUAUCUAGAAUUGAGAAUCGCGUUCAACAAAAUGUACUUUGGUUGGCUUUUUAUGGAAGGAAACUUGCUAUGCAGCCUGCUCAUCGGAUUACAUGAAUGUCCAUUGGAUCUCCGCUGACGACGUGCCCCUUGUAAUAACUAGCUACUGAAUAAAUGUUCCAAUACAUAUUACUGUAUAGGUUUUUACUUGUAGUUUGCGUGUGGGGUAACCGAUAAGUCUGCUGUGUUAACCGAGUUCAAUGUUUGCCUCUUCGGUUAAAGUGGUGGUGUCCAUCCUCCGGAACCGCUAUAGAGGAUUUAAGUACCUGAACUGAGCGUAGGUUUUGCC